Molecule: messenger RNA, 2343 nt
Organism: Miscanthus lutarioriparius
Lineage: Eukaryota; Viridiplantae; Streptophyta; Magnoliopsida; Poales; Poaceae
Source: the annotation of a GenBank genome assembly
AUGGAUGAUCUGCCAAGGGAUGAAGGAAGAUCCCAGACACACCCUUCAGAUCGGAAUUGGCCCUCCCAUUUGGAGCAGAAGUUCCAGUCCCUGUCCCUGACUAAACAGGAAAGGAAUUUUGAUUCUGCAUAUUCUUCCCUUGAUUCUAGGGAAGUUGGUCAUUCAUUGCAGGCUGCUCAGACGUUAUGGUCUAGUGGAUCCCUUUCAGGUCCAAUACCCAAUGGUUUUUAUUCCAUUAUUCCGGAAAAGAGACUCAAGGAGCGUUUUGAUACCAUACCUUCUCCUGAUGACCUUUAUUCUCUUGGAAUAGAAGGAUUUAAGGCUGAGAUUAUCCUUGUGGACAUAGAAAGAGAUAAAAAACUAUCUGCCUUAAAGCAGCUAUGCACAGCACUGGUAAAAGGAUUGAAUUCAAAUCCUGCUGCAAUGAUAAAAAAAAUUGCAGGUUUGGUUUUUGACUUCUACAAUCGACCAAACCCACAUCUCAGUCCUGCAAGAACUUCCUCUGAAGAACUUUCUCAUUUCUUAGAAAAUAGAGGAGUUCAAUUGCUGGGACAGAUAAGACAUGGAUCUUGCAGGCCCAAAGCUAUAUUAUUUAAAGUCCUUGCUGACUCAGUUGGUAUAGAUUCUAAACUGCUGGUGGGCAUUCCAAAUGAAGAACCUCAUGGAUAUGAUGAUUCGUCCAAACAUAUGUCUGUUGUGGUCAUGCUGAAAUCUGCAGAGUUUCUAGUUGACCUGAUGCGUUUUCCAGGACAACUAGUUCCAUUUUCAUCCAAAGCUGUUAUCACAUCCCAUAUGUCUGCAGCUGGAGAAAGUGAUUCAGCCGACUAUGAUUCCUGUGAUUCUCCUCUUGAACCAAAUAGCCCUCUAUGUGCUCAAAGGCAAGAGCAAGAUGAUGGCAAUAGAUCCUUCAAAGUCCUCUCACUACGAAACAUCAUGCUCAAAUCGACAAAUUCUAUGGAUGGUAAAAUGAGUGGUUCAUCGCAUAGUGAGCCGAAUGUUGCAAAUGCCUUCUGUGGUCGCAGCCGCGAUAAAGUUGUGAAUGAACAUCAAAGAACUGCAAGUUCAAGUCCAGAGCAUCCACUGUACAGAGUUCGUGGGCGCUCAAUGCUGGGUGAUAGACAAUAUGUACUGCUUUCUUUUGCCCUAAUUAAACAUAUUUUGCUUGAUCAUAGGUCAGAUGGCGCAUCAACAUCGAAUGCACAUAGAGCACGGAGGAGUACUAAUAUUACUCCUGAAAUCAGUGAUGAUAUUGUGAGAGCAGUUCGAGCAAUGAGUGAAAGCAUGAGACAAAAUCGCCUUUCAAGGGGGCAGAAAGAUGGUAGUCUUGGUCCCUCAAAUGACUCACUGAAACAUGAACCUGCUGGUGACUCCAAUGACGAUGAAGUAUCCACAAGACGACCAAGUGCACUGGAGAGUUUGAGAAGACAAUUUAAUAGUCAGACAGCUGUGUCAUUGCCUUCGUCGCCCCAUAGGUCAGGUAUUCUUGGCUCUGACCUCGGGAGCCCAUCUGACUAUACAGAAGCAGAUCUGGUGGCAACCUGGAAUGAGGUGCUGCAGUCUUCACCAUUUCUGAACAAGCCUUUAUUGCCAUAUGAGGAAUGGUGCAUUGAGUAUUCAGAGAUUACUGUUGGCACUCGUGUGGGAGUAGGGUUUUUUGGAGAAGUCUUCCGUGGCCUCUGGAACGGAACAGAUGUAGCUAUAAAAGUAUUCCUGGAGCAAGAUUUAACAACGGAGAAUAUGAAAGAUUUCUGCAAUGAGAUCUCAAUACUUAGCCGACUUAGACACCCCAAUGUCAUACUCUUUCUUGGUGCAUGUAUGAAGCCUCCUCACUUAUCCCUAGUCACUGAGUACAUGGAAGUGGGUUCUUUGUAUAGUUUGAUUCACUCAAAAACACAGAAAACUAAGCUCCAUUGGAAGAGGAGGUUAAAGAUGCUCCGUGAUAUCUGUAGGGGUCUCAUGUGCAUGCACCGACUAAAGAUUGUUCACCGUGACCUCAAGAGUGCAAAUUGUCUUGUUAACAAAUACUGGACAGUCAAAAUAUGUGAUUUUGGGCUCUCUCGAGUAAUGUCAGAUUCUGCGAUGAAUGACAACUCGUCUGCGGGAACUCCAGAGUGGAUGGCUCCUGAGCUCAUCCGCAACGAGCCAUUCACAGAAAAAUGUGAUAUCUUCAGCUUCGGGGUUAUCAUGUGGGAGCUUUGCACUCUUUGUAGACCUUGGGAAGGAAUCCCACCUGUUCAGAUCGUUUACUCUGUUGCGAAUGAUGGGGCAAGACUGGAAAUACCAGAUGGGCCUCUUGGAAGCUUGAUAGCGGGUAUGAUUUCUGUUCCUUCUAUGAAAGGGUAG